GGAUUUCAAUUUUGACCCUUUUUUUAUCCGCUUUUUCUCUUUCCCCUCAUUGUCAAAAAAAGUUUUUUUUUCCCUUCCGGUUGUUCGUCGUAUCAAGGGAAGACAGGAAUCAAGGGUACGAAUUGAAGAGCGGAGAUGUUAGAACAGCUAUUGAUCUUUACCAGAGGAGGAUUGAUCCUUUGGACAUGCAAAGAGAUUGGUAAUGCUCUGAAGGGGUCACCGAUUGACACUUUGAUCCGAUCCUGUCUCCUGGAGGAACGUUCUGGGGCUGUUUCCUACAACUACGAUGCUCCGGGAGCUGCAUACACUCUCAAGUGGACGUUCCAGAAUGAGCUCGGGCUUGUUUUCGUCGCUGUUUAUCAGCGGAUUCUCCACCUUCUCUAUGUGGAUGAAUUGCUUUCCAUGUUGAAGCAAAGCUUCGUCGAGAUUUACGACCCGAAAAGGACAUCUUAUGAUGAUUUCGAUGAGACAUUUAGGCAGCUUAGGAAGGAGGCCGAGGCUCGGGCCGAGGAACUGAGGAAAACUAAGCAGGUUGGAAAGCCUAUUAGCAAUACGAAGAAUCAAGGGCAGAUUCCGAAAGCUGGACUUGAAGGAGGGAACAGAAAAACGAGUGGAGUUGGUUCAAAAAAAGAUGAUGAAGAUGAUGAUGAUAAAGCCAAAAAUGCUAACUUGGCGAAUGGCCACUCCAAUGGUGUUCAUACCGUAGAAGAUUCUAGGAAAAAGGACUCGACUAACGGAAAAGAAAAUACAAGCUCCAAUAUCGGAGCUUUUGAUGUAAGUAAACUACAGAAAAUAAGAAGCAAAGGAGGAAAGAAAGCCGAUACUGUUACUAAUAAGGCUCCCAAGGCAGUCGCCCAGCCAAAGAAAAAAGCAACAAAGAAGAAUAGGGUUUGGGAUGAUUCGGCUCCACAAGAGAAGUUGGAUUUUACUGAUCCUAUCGAAGAAAAUGGACAUGAUCAUGUAGAUAUAGUUGCAGCAGACCAAGGAGAAAGUAUGAUGGAUAAGGAAGAGAUAGUUAGCAGCGAUAGUGAAGUUGAGGAUGAUGAUGCUGAAGGUGAGAGAGAUGAGAAGAAAGAAGCUAAGAAAAAGGGCUGGUUUUCUUCUGUGUUCCAGAGCAUUACCGGGAAGGCGAAUCUAGAAAGGAUGGAUCUUGAACCGGCACUGAAAGCUCUGAAGGAUCGGCUCAUGACCAAGAAUGUGGCUGAGGAGAUAGCCGAGAAGCUUUGUGAAUCAGUGGCAGCAAGUCUUGAAGGCAAGAAGUUGGCCUCAUUCACGAGGAUCUCUUCAACCGUUCAGACAGCGAUGGAGGAAGCUUUGGUUCGUAUCUUGACACCGAAACGCUCCAUUGAUAUAUUGAGAGAUGUGCAUGCUGCCAAGGAACAAAAGAAGCCAUAUGUCGUUGUGUUUGUGGGUGUUAAUGGAGUCGGGAAAUCCACCAAUCUAGCCAAGGUUGCAUACUGGCUUUUGCAGCACAAGGUCAGCGUUAUGAUGGCUGCUUGUGACACAUUCCGUUCCGGUGCCGUUGAGCAGUUGCGAACUCAUGCACGUAGGUUGCAGAUACCAAUUUUUGAGAAGGGUUAUGAAAAGGAUCCAGCAGUGGUUGCUAAAGAAGCCAUCCAAGAGGCUACUCGCAAUGGAACGGAUGUCGUUCUUGUCGACACGGCUGGACGAAUGCAGGACAAUGAACCGUUGAUGAGGGCUUUAUCGAAGCUCAUCAACCUCAACAACCCAGAUCUUGUCUUGUUCGUGGGAGAGGCUCUGGUCGGUAAUGAUGCAGUGGACCAGCUGUCCAAGUUCAGUCAGAAACUGUCGGACCUCUCUUCUUCUCCGAACCCGAGGUUGAUAGAUGGAAUCCUUUUGACAAAGUUUGACACCAUCGACGACAAGGUUGGAGCGGCAUUGUCGAUGGUGUACGUGUCAGGGGCACCGGUCAUGUUCGUGGGCUGUGGUCAGUCCUACACCGACCUUAAGAAGCUUCAUGUCAAAGCCAUCGUCAAGACUCUCCUCAAGUGAUCGAGAGAGAUCAUCAUCAUCACCAUCACCAUCACCAUCACCAUCACCAUCACCAUCACCAUCAAUCAUCUAAUGCAUUCUCUAUGUUUUCUCCAUCAUAUGCACUUGCGUUCUUCAUUGUUGGUUUUUUUUUUUGUUACUGUGUGAAGACAGCUUAGCUUCUCUUUGGCUGUGAUGAUGUCCUAAAACAACAAACCUUGUUGGAGUCGUAAUAAGUUCCCAUGUUUCUUGGUUGGUCGCUUGCUUGCUUUUUUUCUGAAUUCAUACGGUGAUUUCAUCACACUGCAAUUUA
Tarenaya hassleriana is the source of this 2305-nucleotide messenger RNA. Its product is annotated as signal recognition particle receptor subunit alpha. The record is from RefSeq and is a predicted model, not a curated record. Gene Ontology annotation, biological process: SRP-dependent cotranslational protein targeting to membrane. Gene Ontology annotation, molecular function: ATP hydrolysis activity; GTPase activity; signal recognition particle binding. The transcript has 10 exons. The coding region runs from base 136 to 2013 and encodes 625 amino acids. Gene Ontology annotation, cellular component: signal recognition particle receptor complex; endoplasmic reticulum membrane. Lineage: Eukaryota; Viridiplantae; Streptophyta; Magnoliopsida; Brassicales; Cleomaceae.